Molecule: messenger RNA, 1510 nt
Organism: Talaromyces proteolyticus
Lineage: Eukaryota; Fungi; Ascomycota; Eurotiomycetes; Eurotiales; Trichocomaceae
Exons: 1
Coding region: 478-1086 (202 amino acids)
Source: RefSeq, a predicted model, not a curated record
GCCGCCAAACAGCAGGGCUGGCCCACUUAGCGUGCACCAAGACCCCAAGCGGUGAGAUUACGCGAAUUGGCGCACUGCUAUUGGCUGGAGGCCGCCGGCGAGCUCGUUCCGCGCCCAGCAGAGUGGAAGAGUCACCGACUGUUUUGCGGGCAGAGAAUCGCUUCCUGCUUCAGUUCGUCUCGCAGUGAUUGGAUGCGUCCUGCAGCUUGGCCCUUGUGUGGCCGAUAAGAGACGUCUGACGUCGAAGUUCGGGCCACCUUUUUCGCUAGCAUCGUCCGACUGAGUCACUUUGCCCCGUCGAUCAGUGGUGAGCUUGUAGUAGGGUAGAUAAAUACGACUUCGACCCCCUCCUCAAUUUGUCUCAUCUUCCUUUUGCUAAUUACACGAUUUUGUGCAUUGGAGUACAGUUGACCACAUUCUUUUGAUACUUCUGUACUCUCAGUUUCCAAGCACCAGACAGUAAUCCUCGGCAAUUGGAUGGAUAUGCCAGACAACCAUCCCGUCGAAUCGCAAUCGCAAUUACAGGCAGCAAGUAAACCAGAUACCACUACUUGCCCACCAAACCCCCUCGCGCCGGCUUCCACCAUCUCUUCAUCAAAUACUUCAUCUACUGCUUCUUCUACGCAUCGUCAGCAUAAACGCUUCCUCUCGUUUGGGAGUCUCGAAACCUCGUCGGCAAAGUUCAUCAACACUAUCCGCUCGCACUCACCUCUGCCACGCCCAUCAACCCCAGCAGGAGCAAAAGAGCGUCGAAGGCAGUCACCUCCAGCACCCCCACGGCGCUCUCCCACUCCAAUGUCUUCAUCCACCUCUACCUCACCCGUUCAGACCUCUUCUCCCAGCGAACUGUCGCCUACAUCGUCAGUCUUCCCGACACGGCCCGCCCUCUCUCAUCACAGCCGUGUCCCUUCUGACGGUUCUGUCGGCUCGUCCGCCCGAACGAGGAGCGAUGGCUACAAGCGAUACAGCGGCACGCUGAAUCACUAUGGCCGGCACUCUAAUGACUGGCUGUUCGGCGGGUUCAGUGUCCGAGACACUGUCCGGGAUGGAAUUGAGAAAUUGAAGGGCAGUCUUGACCGGGAUUGAAUCCUGCUCAAUCACAAUCGUUUCAACCGGCUGGCUGGGCCCUAGCUGUUUUAUUUUCUUCGCUCCCGAUUGAGUCGGAUACGAUAUAUGCAACAUUGUUUUUUGUAGCACGGCAACAAGCACGCGACAACGAAAUUUGCGCGAUGAUUGAUUCAUUGCUUGAAGAACAAGAUAGGCGGAUUCGAUAUCUGCUUCCUCAGUUAUGAUUUAUGUCUCGAGCUACGACGCUUAUGAGUAGUACUUAAUGAUUGUUGGUGUGUAAUAGCGGAGAAUGUAUUGUAUACCCAUUUGACUUAUCAAUGUGACUGCCGUUAGGCGCAUCCUCGCAAUAGAUGAUUUUCUAGGAAUCUUAUUCAGACCUAGUGAAAUAAUUCUGUUCAAAGCAAUCAUAUAUCAUUCAAAUCAUACAUCAGUUACCCAUUAA